Betta splendens (Siamese fighting fish) is the source of this 5128-nucleotide messenger RNA. It is a transcript of the gene apaf1, whose product is annotated as apoptotic peptidase activating factor 1. The coding region runs from base 199 to 4095 and encodes 1298 amino acids. Gene Ontology annotation, cellular component: apoptosome. Gene Ontology annotation, biological process: regulation of apoptotic process; apoptotic signaling pathway. The transcript is spliced from 27 exons. Gene Ontology annotation, molecular function: ADP binding; protein binding. The record is from RefSeq and is a predicted model, not a curated record. NCBI's taxonomy places the organism in Eukaryota, Metazoa, Chordata, Actinopteri, Anabantiformes, Osphronemidae.
UUGGGAAUCAGGAAGCUCCCUUCUUCUGAAACUGGGCGUGUAGUGUAGCGUUAACAGAGAAGCAAAUGACAUUUUACACAUUAGCGUUUCUAAAAAGUGUUUUUACAUUACAACCACUGACAAAUUAACAAAUACCCUCUCUGCCAGAAGAAAGACGGUGGGAAACGUCGCCCUGCAUGGUUAGUGUACCGUGCAGAAAUGGCUCUGGAGGAAGGGGCACGAUGCCGCCUACUGCUUGUCCGCCAUCAGCUGGAGCAAGACAUCAAGCCGUCCUACCUGAUGGAUCAUAUGAUUAGUGAUGGUGUCAUAACUGUAGAUGAAGAGGAGAGGAUCAGGACUUAUUCAACCAGGAGGGAUCAGGCUGCGGCUUUGCUGGAGCUGCUGCUGAGGAAGGACAACCGGGCCUACAUCUCUUUUUACAACGCGCUGGUCAAAGAGACAUAUGAAGACUUGGCCAGUCUGCUUCAACGUGAUCUACCGCGCAUUUCAACUAAAACACGUAACAGCACAUCUGAUGUACCUUCAUUGAACGUGCAAACAGUCCUAAGUGAAGGUGGAGUCCCACAGAGGCCUGUGGUGUUUGUCAGCCGAACAGAGCUGGUGAACCGGGUCAGAGACAAUCUCUACCGCCUGCUGAAAGAACCUGGCUGGAUCACCAUCUUUGGAAUGGCUGGCUCAGGCAAAUCUGUCCUGGCUGCCGAGGCUGUCAGAGACCAUGGCCUUAUUGAAGAUUGUUUUCCUGGAGGCGUCCACUGGUUGUCCAUUGGCCAGGUGGACAAACCAGACCUGCUGGUAAAGAUCCAAUCAUUGUGCUUCCGUCUGGAACAGAGCUUAGAUUCCCAGUCCCUCCAUCGGCCCCCAAACUCUCUGGAUGAGGCCAAGGAACGCCUUCGCUUCCUUAUGCUGCGCAAAUAUCCAAAAUCUCUGCUGAUACUCGAUGAUAUCUGGGACAGCGCAGUGCUGAAGGCGUUUGACAUUCACUGUCGGAUCCUUCUGACCACCAGAAAUAGAACCCUUACUGAUUCAGUCAGUGGUGCUAAAUAUGAGGUUGAAGUGGAAAGUGGUCUGGAUGAUAACAAAUCCCUGGAGAUUCUUGCUCUCUACACUAACACUAAGCUCCAGGGACUUCCUGAGGAGGCUCGCAGCAUUGUCAGAGAAUGUAAAGGAUCCCCUCUGGUGGUGUCCUUGAUUGGAGCGCUGCUCAGAGAGAAACCCAACCGUUGGCGUUACUAUCUCAUCCAGCUGCAGCAGAAGCAGUUUAAGCGGAUCAGAAAGUCGUCCUCCUACGAUUACGAUGCCCUGGACCAGGCUAUGGCUGCCAGCCUUGAGGUCCUACCUGAAGAACAUCAAGAGCUCUACAAGGACUUUACUGUAAUAGAAAAGGAUGUCAAAAUCCCUGCUAAGGUCCUGUCUGUCUUGUGGGACUUGGAGCCGGAAGAGGUGGAGGACAUUCUCGAGGAGUUUGUGAACAAGUCUCUGCUUUUUGUGGACAAUCACAGUAAAACCAACCUGUACUACCUCCACGACCUUCAGCUGGACUUCCUAGUGGAGCAGAACCGUACUGAGCUAGAGAGCCUCCAUGCUAAGGUGGUGCGUCAAUACCAGCAACACUACAGAGAUGGUCCUCCCACAUCAAGAGAUGAGGAAAGCCUCUACUGGUUCAGAUAUCUGACCUAUCACAUGGCCAAAGCUAAUCUCUCACAGGAGCUCUACUCCCUCAUGUUCUCUCUGGAUUGGGUCAGCAUCAAGGCAGAGAUCUUAGGUCCAGCCCACCUUAUCAACGACUAUGUGGAGUUUGCAACUAUUCUGGACAAAGAGAACAGUGACGUGCGCAGUCAGUUCCAGGACUUUCUGUCUAUGAAUGGCCACCAGCUGGAGCAGCGUCCUUUUCCUGACGUGGUGCAGCUUGCUCUCUCUCAGCCACAGACGUCUGAGGUCUACAGACAGGCCCUGCAGAAGGCACAGGGCCGCGCCAGCUCAGGAAAACUCUACUUUGACUGGUUGAAUAAGAGCAGCGUGGAGAGUCUUCCCCAUCUUGUGAUCCACCCCCAGCAGGGCUCCAUCAUCUACUCAGCCUGUUUCUCCCACGAUGGAACCAAGGUUGCCUCCUGUGGAACCAGCAAGAACAUCAAGGUGUUUAGAAGCACCUCAGGUGAGAAGCUCACUGAGAUCGCCGAUCAGGAUGAUGAGGUGCUCUGCUGCGCUUUCUCCCCUGACGACCGUCUCAUUGCAACCUGCUCCAGCGACAGGAAAGUAAAGGUGUGGAACGUGGAGCGAGCCAGGGUGAUGAGGGUGUUCCAGGAGGAGCACGAAGAGCAGGUCAACCACUGUCAGUUCACCAACACCACACGGCGCCUCCUGCUGGCCACCUGCUCCAAUGACAAGUGCUUGAAUGUCAAGUUGUGGAACCUUAACAAGCCGACCUCCCAGAAUACCAUCUUUGGCCACUUUGAGCCAGUCAACCACUGCUGUUUCUCCCCUGAUGACAAAUAUUUGUCUACUUCCUCCAACGAUGGCACUGUUAAGCUUUUUGAAGUGUCUACUGCAAACGAGUGGAAGACGAUCAACGUGAGGAGCAUGUUUGCAGAGGGCGACGAAGACGUCCUCGUGAAGUGCAGCACCUGGACUGCAGACAGUAAACGCGUGAUCUGUGCCGCCAGGAACGCUGUUUUGGUGUUUGACAUAGAGACGUCAGACAUGUUAAUGGAGAUCAACACCAGUCGUCUGAGCAUGGUGCAGUACUGCCACGCCUGUCCUACUAGUAACCUGCUGGCCAUCGCGUCCUCAAACUACGCUGUGGAGCUUUGGGACUUGGAGGCCAAUAAGAAGAAGGCAGACUGCAGUGGCCACCUGAGCUGGGUCCAGCGAGUCCAGUUCUCCCCUAACGGCUCCCAGCUGCUCUCCUGCUCCUACGACCAGACUGUCAGGUUAUGGGAGACUGAGAAGGUUCACACCUCCUCGGCCAUCUGCCUGAAGAGAGACUCCGACGUAGUCUUCAGCGAUAAAGAUAUCAUAGUUUCAGCUCCGGACAACUGCAACAGACUGCAGGUGCGCGAGGGCCUAAUGGGGUCCAUGCUGUUUCAGUCUGAAGAGAAACCAUCCAGGAUCCGGUGCACGUGUUUAUGCAGACAGCCUCCUGUGGUGGCCUUGGGCCGGGAGGAUGGCACUGUGCAGGCAGCAGGGCUAAGAGCCAGGAACGCACUGAGGAUGGUUGGCAACAGGAUCCAACGCCUCUUGGCCUCCAACACGAAGUCAGUGCUGGCUGUAGGGCUGUGCAGUGGCAGGGUGCAGGUGCUGGAGCUGCCGUCUGGGAAGCUCCUGGCCAGUCUGUUAGGACACACCAAGACGGUGGUGCACUGCCAGUUCAGCCAGAACGGCCAAAGGCUCAUCACCUCCUCAGAGGACACCACCUUAAGAGUGUGGUGGUGGCAGUCAGGGGAGUGUAAAGUACUUCAGGGUCAUAAGGAACAGGUGAAAUGCUUCUCUCUGCUCCCCAGCCCACCCACCAGCUCCAGACUCCUGUCCUGGUCCUUCGAUGGCACCGUGAAGGUGUGGGACAUGGAGAACGGGGAGAUGCUGCAGGACAUGGAGGCCCAUCAGGGAGCCGUCCUGGCCUGUCACGUCUCCCCAGAUGGACACUUCUUCGCCACCGCCUCUGCUGACAAGACUGCUAAGCUGUGGCUCUGUGAGUCUUGGCAGUUUGUCCAGGCGCUGAGUGGUCACCAAGGCUGCGUCCGAAGCUGCCGGUUUUCCUGGGACAGCCGGCGCCUCGCGACUGGAGACGACAAUGGAGAGAUCCGGAUUUGGAGCGUCGAGGGUGGAUCUUUGCUUAAGAUUUGUGCCCGCAAUGGUAAAGACGGCAUGGACUCACUCCACGGAGGAUGGGUGACCGACCUUCAGUUCUCCCCAGACGACUCCCUUCUGGUCUCAACUGGUGGCUACAUCAAGUGGUGGGACGUGGAGAAAGGAGAAGCCCUGCAGACCUUCUACCCAAAGGGAAGCGCGCUGAAGAAGAUCCACGUGUCGUCCGACUUCUCCACCUUCGUCACCAUCGACAACAUCGGCAUCCUGUACAUCCUCCAACGUGUGAUGUGAUGCCGCCAGAGCCGACGACCAGCAGGAUCGCGACACCGCAGUCCGAUGGAGCUGUGUGUCACGGGCUGUGUUUGACUAAGCUAAGAAAACUACGUGUAAUUUGCAAGAAGAGCCGCACUCACUGCUCAUUUUGCCUGCGUUUCCACUGCACUCCUUGUCCGUGUAGGCAGACAUUAGUCAACAGCAUUACAGUAAAGCCUUACAUAACCGCGAGUCUGUGGGGGCAGGAGUUUACCAGUUUGCACCAGCUUUAAAUAAAAUGUGCACCAGCGAUGUUGGUGCAUCAGGGCAGCAUGUUGAGUAAAUGAGAGUAAAUAAAACUAGGGUGCUCAAAGCUACAGAUGUGAGAGCCUUAGAUAAUAAUAAAAAAUAAUGUAAAUCCAUAUUGCAUUAGGGUGAAUAUUAUUGGAUGUGAUGUAAAAGCAUUUCCACCGUGCUGUAAUGAGCCUUGUGCGUGUCUGAGUCUUUUAUUGCUGUUUUGUGUUCGUAUGUUUGCUAAUGAAGAUUCAUUCGGUGCUUUUGGCUCGACGCUUGUCUGUUUACAAAGCCGCCGAGCCUUUUCCUUACACUGCAGCCUUAGCCUGACCGGCGAUGUAAGGCCUGUUUGUUUCCAGUCCACCAGCAUACACAGAAACUUCUGGUGCACUUUGAUGAACAUGAAAUAUUCAUAGGAUGAUUAAGUUUUAAUGUUAAAGCAUUUAAAAGUCUUUUGAAAGCCUGAGUCUCUAUGUACCUCUGAGCUAUUUGUACUUUUAAAUCCAGAUCAAAACGUAAAAAAGUAGAAUGAGGCUCAGACUAAAGUCUAAGUUUGUACUUUUUAUUAUGAGAUUCCUCCUUUAAAACUUUGCAUCCAUUUUUACACUGCAUUACUACUGAGCCUUUUCCAACCACUUUGGAGCAUUAAUACAAUCAAGAGUUUUGCCUUCCCGUGCAAUGGUAUAAGUAAAAUGUAUUUCUGUGUGCUAGGGAUGUAUUGAUACUGUUAUGUAGUGAGUGAGUGUAAUAUAUAAUGGAUUAAAAAACUUACACUAUG